Molecule: messenger RNA, 2132 nt
Organism: Fragaria vesca subsp. vesca
Lineage: Eukaryota; Viridiplantae; Streptophyta; Magnoliopsida; Rosales; Rosaceae
Product: probable mediator of RNA polymerase II transcription subunit 26c-like
Exons: 9
Coding region: 638-1672 (344 amino acids)
Cellular component (GO): nucleus
Source: RefSeq, a predicted model, not a curated record
GCCCCCAAGAAAAUAAAAAUGUAAAACUCCCAAUGACCAAAAAGGGUUUCGUUCCAAAUUCCAUUAUGAUGGAAUGAAUGAGAAAAAUUUCAAUGCCCCCCUCUCUGUUUCUGUCCGUUCAUCUCCCAAACCACAACAAACAAAGACCCUUCCCCUUUGGUUCUUCCCAGACAGCAAGGUCCCAGCUUUCUCCAAUCCAAUGUGCUGCUCUUAGCUCAUAGACUCAUCAUCAUCAUCAUCCCCAGUACAACCCACCAAAACCCAAUUUUCUGAAAUACCCUAAAAACACAAAGCUUUAAACAAUAGAAGAAGAAAAAGGAAUACCACACCACCCAACCAACCAACCCAUCUUUGUUUUCUUUUGGGAAUUUGGAAUAUACCAUCACUUGUCCAAUUGCCCACGAAUUCAACGCAUGUUUGGUUGUGAAACACAGAAGAACGAAUCCGAGACAUCCCAGGUUACCCAUUUUGAGCCUUAACGUGGUAAUCUGAUCCCUUCUGUCUGGUCUCUCUUCUUCACUCUUGGGUUUUGUCAGAUCUGUAAAAUCCAACCAAACUCCAUCUGGGUUUCGUUUAAGGUUGCGUCUUUGAGCAUUCUUUGGUUAAUCUUGAUAUAUUUGGCCACGGCGGCGCCGCUAUGGAUUACGACGACUUGAGGACGAUUGUGCAGAGCUCAGGGGUGGACGUGUUUACGUUCAUCGAUACGGCGAUCGCGGUUGCUGCGGUGGACGAGGGCAGCGAGCUGAGGCGUAGGAGAGACGGUAUCGUGGAGAGGCUAUAUGCCGCCACGUGUGCUCCGCCGCUGCAGCGCUGCCAGAACUGCGACGGAGGAGAUGGAAUGAUGAACGGGAACCCAGCUCGGGGGAAAGGAGUCUCGCCGGCGACGCCGCAGUCGGUGGAUAACAGAGAGGAGGAGGAGGAGGAUGAGGAGGAAGAGGAGUUGGAUCCCUGUGCCGGAUUGUUUGAUGAUGAACCGCCGAGGAAAAUUCUUGAUAUCAAGAAGCAGCUUGAGGAUCCUGAUCAGUCUGAGGAUUCACUGGUUGAAUUGCUUCAAAACCUAGUUGACAUGGAUAUAUCAUUCCAAGACCUCAAGGAUACUGAUAUUGGGAGGCAUGUGAGUCAAUUACGCAAGCAACAGCAGAGCGAGGUUGUUCGGAGAUUGGCAAAGCAGCUUGUCAGGAAAUGGAAAGGUACUGUGGAUGAAUGGGUGAAGUUACAUGGAGAAGAGCCAACUAAUUCUGUCAUGGUUGAUGGAGACUCACCACAGCAGAAAAUUCACCAGAAUGGUCAUCACCAGGUGCCUGAUUUUGGUUACUCCCCAAAUCCUCAUAACGGAAGUUCUGGGUCAGACAAGAACAAUUCAGAACCAGAACGCAAGCCGAAGAUCAUUCCUAAGAGAGAAGUUCCACCCAGACCAACCCAAUCUGUGUCUGCUGCUCCUCCUGCUCAAAAUAGACAAAGAGAACAGAGGGAAAGAAAUUUCGACGCUGAUGAUAAACUGGCUUCGGCACGAAAACGGCUUCAAGCAAAUUACAAAGAAGCUGAGAAUGCUAAAAGGCAAAGAACAAUUCAAGUGAUGGACAUCCAUGAGAUACCGAAACCAAAGAACUCCUUCAUCGCCAAGAACAGAGGCGGAGGAGGUAGCGGUUCUCACCCGGGAAGGCAUUGGUGAUUGAUUGUCCGAAAAGUUGGCAGGAGCCUCACAGAAUCACAUAUACAAAUUACAAAGGCUCAUGGGAUUUUGGGGUGAGACACCCAGAAAAUGGAGUCAAACCUGCUUAUCCGCUCUUUCAAAUUUUUUUUAUUAAGCAAAACAAGAAAAAAGAAAGGGAAAAAAAAAAAGACAAUUUUUGCUCUUAAUUAUUUUUUGCUUAAUAAGAAACAGAAAAUUUCUCAGUUUUGUGGAAGCCAACCGUGUCUUCAUAAUUUUUCCUCUUUGGUCUUUGGGGUUUUGAUGAGGCAAUGUUGCCAAAAGAAAAUGAUUUCUUUCUGUGCAGGCGGGUUUCAAGGGUCAAGGUUGGGGGAGAUGGAAGCCAUGGGGGCCUGGCAAGCCUUGUGACCUACUGGAUUGGUUGGUGGAAGGGAUGGUGUGGUUUUUGUUGGACUUGCACUAGUGAUAGUUAUUUUAAGUC